This is a messenger RNA of Candida tropicalis MYA-3404, 429 nucleotides long. RefSeq names its product 40S ribosomal protein uS19 (gene RPS15). Gene Ontology annotation, molecular function: structural constituent of ribosome; RNA binding. Gene Ontology annotation, biological process: ribosomal small subunit assembly; translation. The coding region runs from base 1 to 429 and encodes 142 amino acids. The transcript is spliced from 2 exons. Lineage: Eukaryota; Fungi; Ascomycota; Pichiomycetes; Serinales; Debaryomycetaceae. The record is from RefSeq and is a predicted model, not a curated record. Gene Ontology annotation, cellular component: ribosome; cytosolic small ribosomal subunit.
AUGAGUGACGCUACUGCUCCAAAAAAGAGAACCUUCAAACAAUUCUCAUUCAAAGGUGUUGAUUUAAAAGAUUUGGUUGAAAUGCCAACUGAAGAAUUCACCAAAUUGUGUGGUGCUAGAGUCAGAAGAAGAUUCUCCAGAGGUUUGGACUCCAAACCAAUGGGUUUGAUUAAAAAAUUGAGAAUUGCCAGAGCUAACACUCAACCAAAUGAAAGACCAGCUACUGUCAAAACUCACUUGAGAAACAUGAUCAUUGUUCCAGAAAUGAUUGGUUCUGUUGUCGGUGUUUACAAUGGUAAAGUUUUCAACACUGUUGAAAUCAAACCAGAAAUGGUUGGUCACUACUUGGGUGAAUUCUCCAUUACUUAUACUCCAGUUAGACACGGUAGAGCUGGUAACGCUUCUUCUAAAUUCAUGCCAUUGAGAUAA